AUGCGAAUCAAAUGUAAAGAAUUACUGUCCACCGAUCAAAGCCUGCAAAAACGGAGGAUUGCGUUGGACGAAGAACGCAAAAAAUUGUUGACAGGUUUCCACUAUGAUGAACGGGAUAUUCAUUUGGACGAUCUUUGUCACGAUCAAGAGGCAUUAAGUAUUGUCGAUCUGAGAACAAAAGUAGAGCAGAGCGUAUGGACAUACUUGACGAAAGUAUUUGAGCACGUUUCAAAUUCUCGAACAAAUGGACCUGAUGAGAGUUUAUGCAAAAAAUUGAGUAUUAAAGAUGCACCACAAAGAAAAAUGAUUGACUUCUUCAAUGAAAGAUUUGUAACAAUGAUGCCAGAGAGAAAUGCGAAGAGAAUUUAUCGAAAGAUGGCUAAACGAUUACAAAAGAAUAAAAAAACUCCUCGUGUUAUGCUGUUACGAUUUGAUGAUGACAAUGCAGAUGUAUGCUGCGUUUAUUACUCAAAUGUUGACGACUAUAACCAAGAGCCACUUCAGUCGCAUACGCCUUUCCGUGAGAUUCUGAAUACGAAUGGCGGCUUUUGGACUUUUAUGAGGUAUCCGUUCUCGCGGAAAUUCAACUAUAUUGUUCAAAUGUUCUCGGCCGGUAUCAAUGAAGAGAUGCAUGAAAGGGACUACAUGACAUCGCCUGGAGCAUGGGACUGCAUGCCAUCUCCUGGAGCAUAUCCGCCAAACUGCCUCUCAGCCACUCCAACAUGUGUGAUUGAUUACUGUAAUGUUGCCGAGUAUAGUCAGCCACGACAUGCACAGCAAGCACUUACAUCUUCUCAAAGGGCACUUCAAUCUUCACUACCAUGCGUCGACAGAAUAUCACCCUGUACCACCUCAUCAGUAUUAUCUACAACACCAACACCUAUCAAUGAAACAGCAACGGAUAUUCGUAUGGAAUCGAUCAAUGUUUAUGCUUUCCGUACUGUGCAUAUUCGAGAAAUUUUCAAGGGGAUUGAAACGAACGAGAAGCAAGACGAAAUUUUCGCAUUCGCUGGUAAUUACGAAGUGCACGCAAAAACAGGGCAAAAACGUGAAACGCGAGAAAUCGAGGAUGCCGAGAGUUUGUCUGGAUUGUUCAACACAUGCUCGGUGAGCACAUUUGACGAUACGACGAGGAUUUGA
This is a messenger RNA of Anisakis simplex (herring worm), 1140 nucleotides long. The record is from the annotation of a GenBank genome assembly. Lineage: Eukaryota; Metazoa; Nematoda; Chromadorea; Rhabditida; Anisakidae.